AUGGAGCAAUGGCCGGGUGCCGGCCACACUCAGGAACAUUUGCGGGACCAUGCUGCUGCCGAUGUCCAGAGACUGCGGCUAAGUGCCAGCCCGCCUCAGAAAACAUUCACAAGAAAGAAAUCUCUUGUUGGUUCACUCCUUGACCUUGGAUUUAAUGCUCGCGAAAGGGCUGAAGAUCGGUGGAGAAAACAUCGAGAUACUGAUAGUUUAGUGUUAAAAGACACUCCAGCAGAGAAAACCCGUUCAGCAAGUGGUUUUGCCAAUGGUAUCUCUGGUGGUAUUGAAUUUGGUGGCACUGCUUCAAAUCAAAAUGACAUUGGUAGGGGUCCAUCUGGCCAAAGUGGAUUUGAUGUGAAUGCAGUAAGUGGAUUAGCUGACUCUCAUUCUGCUCCCAGUGAAACAGCAGAUAACACCAACACAAGACAUAGGGAUGGAUUUAGUAGCAGUGUCUCUGGGAAUUUGGGAUUUGGUUUGGGGACAUCUGAUCAAAAGGGAUUGGACAUUGGUAGAGCUGACUGGAGUGAAAUGAGCAACAGACGAUCUGCUGGGGGUGAAUCAAUAGGUUUUGGAUUUGAUGCCCGUAGCCCAGUUGGAACCGGGUCUUUUGGUUGGGAACUUGGAAAAAGGAAGGGCGAUAAUGCAUUUGGUUUUGGAGCUUCUGGUUCGAGUUCAUUUGGUGGCAGUGGCAUUAAUAGCAAAAUAAAAAUUGAAGGAAAUCAAGUGGGUAGUUCUGGAGGACCCAUUUCCAAUGAUCUAGGUGGCAUCAGUGCAAGAAUUAGAGAUAGUCUUUUUGAUGGCAUAUCAGAAAGUUUGAGAUAUGGUUUUGAGAAGUUUGGUCAAAAGGGAUUUGGAAACAGAGGAUCUGACUGGAGUAAGAGCAGCAGGGACUCUGAUGUCAGUGGCUCAGUGGAAAAGUCCUCAUCCUCUGAUUUGAAACAUGGAGAAAGGAAACGUGAAGCUAAAUUUGAUUUUGGAGAUUCUGGUUCAAAUCGAUUUGAUGACAUUGGCCUUAGUGAAAAUGUAAUAAAAGGUGACUCAAAUGCAAGAAAUGGGGAUGAAUAUUCUAGUGGUAUCUCUGAAGACUCAGGAUUCAAUUUGGGGUCAUCUGAUCAGCAGGGAUUUGGAAUCAGUGGAAUUGGUGGGAAUGGAGAGAGUGGCAGUGGAAUCGUGGGGGCUGGAUACUUGAGUCCUGGAUCUGAUGUCAGUGGCACAGGAGAAAAUACUCGGUCUUCUGGUUCUGGAAGUAGUGGAGGAAGGAAGGGUGCAGCUGGACUUGGUGUUGGUACUUCUGGACCAAAUGAAUUUGGUGAAACUGGCGUUAGUGGCACAGAAAAAGGAUCCCAUAUUCCAGAAGCAACUCCGAAAUACUCAGAAACAAAUACAAUUAUUGGCGAAGCUUCUACUUGGGGCAAAGGAGCAUAUAAAGCUUUCAAUGGCCGCAUCUUUUCCUUUGACUCGUCAUGCGCAUAUACCUUCUGCCGUCAUUGCGUGGAAUCCGGAGAAGAUUUCAAUAUUGAGAUCAAAAGAAACAAUAAUAGUGAUAUUGAAAAAAUAAUAGUUAAAAUCGACACUAAUGACGUCUCUAUUUUUGGUGAUAUCAUCCUAGUUAAUGAAGAAAGGUAA
This is a messenger RNA of Prionailurus viverrinus (fishing cat), 1623 nucleotides long. RefSeq names its product mucin-19-like. NCBI's taxonomy places the organism in Eukaryota, Metazoa, Chordata, Mammalia, Carnivora, Felidae. The transcript has 11 exons. Bases 1 to 1623 code for a protein of 540 amino acids. The record is from RefSeq and is a predicted model, not a curated record.